UUUGCAUUUGUAGGUACCAUACGUCAGCUUUAUGACAAGUUUUGUGAUGCAUUUAACAGAGGUACAAUCGUCAAUUACACAUGUCAACCGUGGGAUGUUUUUGGAAAGGAGUGCGAUUUUUUGGUGCGUUCAGUUCGCCAUAUACUUUGGUUCUGUUACACACGGUAACCCAAUUGCAUCGAGCCGAUACAAUUUCGACGACGAAUGGGAUUCCAACAUAAUCUCAAAUAAAGAACCGCUUCUGACAACCGCCAGCAGGGAGCACAAAUUGCCACCCCAAUCGCAUAGGCAGGGGAAAGAUGUGAUCGACUUGCGAGAGAGAUUGUUAAACGUAGAGGAGCUGAAUGUUACCAAUGAUAAAAUUGGUAAUUCGGUUAAUAAAAUCAUUCCUUGCUCCGUAUGUACGUUAGGAACCAAUCUUCUCCAAACGGCCGUACGGAAGGGGGAGUCGUUUGAAGCUAUAAAACUACAGUUUGUGGCAAUAUGUGUUGGUUUUGAAAUUCAAAAUCAUGAUGUAUGCACGGGGAUCUUUGAUAUCUUCGGCCCGGAAGUUUUGGCUGUGCUGAAUGUAACAGAAAAGAAUCCGAAAGAGAUAUGUACUCUACUUCAAAGCGAAGCUUGCGAAGAAGAUCCGAGCCUUCCACCUCCAUGGACGAUUGAAUUAUCGGAAGCCCGCAAUGAAUUAGAAGAGCCGGAAGGCCGCCCUUUGCAGUUAGGUAAACCUACGCUGAAGAUAUUACAAAUAUCGGAUUCGCAUUUGGAUUUGGAGUACGUAGAAGGAAGCAAUGCGAACUGCGAUGAGCCACUUUGCUGUCGCGCUACGUCAACGUUGAAGAAAAAGAACGGGGUGAUAAUGCCGGCUGGAAGGUGGGGAGCGUUCAAUUGUGAUUCUCCAAGGAUUUUGGUCGACAAUAUGUUGGAAAAUAUCGCAAAGGACCAUCCAGAUAUCGAUUACAUCAUGUGGACAGGAGAUUUACCGCCCCACGACAUAUGGCUUCAAACUAAAAAUGACAGUUUGAUGGUUUUAAAGGAAUCUGUAGCCCAAGUCCAGCGCAUUUUCCCUAAUACUGUUAUACUGCCAGCUCUUGGAAACCACGAAGGGAUACCAGCUGGAAACUUUCCACCACCUUGGAACAAAGACCAAGCACAUUCAAUGGAUUGGUUGUACAACGAAGUGAACAAGCAUUGGAAAACAUGGUUGCCGGAAUCGGAGGAAAAUUCAAUUUUACAGGGGGGAUUUUACUCGGUCCUGAUUCGGCCAGGAUUUCGAGUAAUAUCCCUAAAUACAAACUACUGCAACAUUUUCAGCUGGUGGUUACUUCUGAACAACACUGAUCCGGCGAAGGAACUCGAUUGGUUAGUUAAUCAAUUGGAGCAGGCGGAAAACAACGACGAGAAAGUUCACAUCAUUGGUCACAUACCUCCAGGUUCAUCCGACUGCAUGAAAACGUGGUCCCAUAAUUUCAACGAAAUAGUAAAUAGGUAUCAAAACGUAAUUAAAGCGCAAUUCUAUGGACAUACGCAUUCAGAUGAGUUUCAACUAUUUUACGAUCCUAACAACAGCAGUAGACCAAAUAAUGUCGCAUACGUUGCACCUUCCGUUACACCAUUCUCCGGCUAUAAUCCGGCGUAUAGAAUUUACCACGUCGACGGGGAACAUCCUGAUAGUACCUGGGAAGUCAUCGAUCAUGAAACAUGGAUUAUGGAUUUGGAUAAGGCGAAUAGCAAUUUAAAUGAAAAUCCAGAAUGGUUUAAACUUUAUUCGGCAAGGGAGGCAUUUGAUAUGCCAAAUUUGAGGCCACUGGAAUGGCACAAAUUGAUUUAUCGGAUGGUGCAGGAACCAAAGCUAUUUGAGGCAUUUUAUAAGUUCUUCCACAGGGACAGUCCAGUAAGUAAACACAUGACCAAUAAAGAAAAGCUAUACAUACUCUGCGAUUUGAAAAGCGGUCGAUCACAAACGCGUCGCGCAAUAUGUCGGGAUUUAGAGAUAAUGAUACAUGAUUGAUUGUGAUAUUAUUGUUACAUAAUUUAUACAGUUGCAAAGAUUAAUAAUAUAUUAAACAGUA
Photinus pyralis (common eastern firefly) is the source of this 2066-nucleotide messenger RNA. Its product is annotated as sphingomyelin phosphodiesterase-like. Gene Ontology annotation, cellular component: lysosome. Lineage: Eukaryota; Metazoa; Arthropoda; Insecta; Coleoptera; Lampyridae. The transcript is spliced from 15 exons. The coding region runs from base 32 to 2005 and encodes 657 amino acids. Gene Ontology annotation, biological process: ceramide biosynthetic process; sphingomyelin catabolic process. Gene Ontology annotation, molecular function: acid sphingomyelin phosphodiesterase activity. The record is from RefSeq and is a predicted model, not a curated record.